Molecule: messenger RNA, 1338 nt
Organism: Mya arenaria
Lineage: Eukaryota; Metazoa; Mollusca; Bivalvia; Myida; Myidae
Product: sushi, von Willebrand factor type A, EGF and pentraxin domain-containing protein 1-like
Exons: 8
Coding region: 1-1338 (445 amino acids)
Cellular component (GO): membrane
Source: RefSeq, a predicted model, not a curated record
AUGGUAGCGUUUGCCACCAGCAAAACACAUACAUCUCAUUACAUUGUGGGUAGCGUGGUUCGCUAUGGGUGCUCGGCAGGAUACACCCUCGAUGGAAACAGUUUGGUCGUAUGUCAAUCAGACGGGACCUGGAGCCAAGCCCCCGUUUGUUUAAAGGCAUGCUCUUCCAUGCUGCCCGUAUUUGCAAACACCGCACCAACCUCACGCAGCCCUCCAUACACCAGCGGACAUGUUAUCCUCUACCGUUGCACUGGAAAAUACGUGAACGACCCGACAGGAACCAAUUUCAUUACCUGCGGUGAUCCACCCGUCAUACCGUUUGGGUACGCCGUUGAUGCAAUGGCGCCGUACACCGUCGGCGACAUAGUGAGUUACACGUGCAUUGUUGGGACCGCCUUCAAGGGCCACAACCUUGUGGCUUGCCAGUCCGACGGAACAUGGAGCACAUCUCCUAUCUGUCAUCGCGUAUGCGGCGAAGUCUUGCCGACUGUUGCCAAUGCUUCUCCGGUCAGCCAGCCACCCCCAUACUUCACCGGCGCAAUUGUCACCUACACUUGUAACAGUGACUUUGACAACACUGCAAAUAACUUCAUUGUCUGUAUGGAUGAUGCGACCUGGUUUGGAGAUCCGCAGUGCCUCGCUAAGUCUUGUUCGCCCACGCCGACUUUUGACAACGCAGAUCCAGUACCUGGUAAAUCUUUCGUAGGCAGUGUAAUACAAUAUACGUGCGCAACUGGAUAUGCAAUAGGACCAAACUGUAGCAACACAGUGGUGUGUGGAGAAGAUGGCUUCUGGACCGGAGAGGUGAUAUGCAUAGAAACGUGUUCACAAGAAACGUUACCGGACAGUGGCGGAUCGUUCCCUAUCCUCGGAUCCGGCCCACCAUUCUACGUGGGCGACCGAGUGGUGUGUGGCUGUCCCGAGGGGUCUUCAAUCGAUCCGUGUAUUAAAAACUUUGUACAGUGUCAGCCGGGUGGAACAUGGUCGAAUCCGCCUAAAUGUCGCUCAGAAUUUGUACUCAAGAAAGAACCGUUGAUGGGGAUACAUGGCGUCUCUGCGAUGGUGGAGGGACCGGCGUCUGUGCGCCGAACAAAGGACGACUUGAACUUUUUAACGGUGGAGAAUGGCGACCAGUGUGUUUUGACGAAUGGGCACGCCGUUGCGAUGGGAAGAUUUCAGGCCGCAUCAGAUGAUGAUUUCUGGCUAGAUGACGUCAAUUGUGGUGGGAGCGAACAGCACCUGCUUGAUUGCACUGCAAGUACACUUGGCACUGAAGAUUGUACGGCAGAACAAUAUGCAGGAAUCAUCUGUACGAACGACUGUAUGUCUACAUUGUAA